Molecule: messenger RNA, 760 nt
Organism: Hyalella azteca
Lineage: Eukaryota; Metazoa; Arthropoda; Malacostraca; Amphipoda; Hyalellidae
Product: ubiquitin-conjugating enzyme E2 G1
Exons: 5
Coding region: 114-614 (166 amino acids)
Biological process (GO): proteasome-mediated ubiquitin-dependent protein catabolic process; protein polyubiquitination
Molecular function (GO): ubiquitin conjugating enzyme activity
Source: RefSeq, a predicted model, not a curated record
AAACUUCUGUGCUUCUCGUGAGUUGCCGAGAGGAGCAUCGUUGAAUGUCCUUCAAGGAAUUCCGACUCAGGACGCAUUGUCUACUCAUCUUUCCGAUACGGCAAUAAAUUAAAAUGGGCGAGCCACAAGCGUCGUUAUUACUUAGGAAACAACUAGCAGAACUGAAUAAGAACCCAGUGGAGGGGUUCUCAGCGGGCCUGAUAGACGACAAUGACAUAUUCAAAUGGGAGGUCCUGAUCAUUGGGCCGCCCGACACGCUGUACGAGGGGGGCUUCUUCAAGGCACAUCUCAUAUUCCCUAAAGAAUAUCCACUGAGACCUCCCAAGAUGAGGUUUAUAACCGAGAUAUGGCAUCCAAACAUUGACAAGUCCGGCGAUGUCUGCAUCAGUAUCCUGCACGAGCCUGGGGAUGACAAGUGGGGCUACGAGAAGGCAUCCGAGCGCUGGCUGCCCGUGCACACGGUCGAGACCAUCCUUGUGUCGGUGAUCAGCAUGCUCGCCGACCCCAACGAUGAGAGCCCUGCUAACGUGGAUGCUGCUAAAGACUGGCGGGACGACUACGCCACGUUUAAGAAGAAAGUCGCGCGCAACGUCCGGCGGAGCCAGGAGCUCUAGGGGCACCAGGUGGGCGCAGGAGCGGCGCAAGCAACACACGAGUUCCUCACUCUCCCUCUGCGGCGCACACGGCCUGUCUCCGUGUGAUUACAUCCUUAAGUUAUGCCUAUAAACUUACUACGUCGAUAAUACUUUAAUUACCCGUG